AUGCCCAGCCCUGAGCUCAACAGCCGUUCUUCUUUCCCAAUUCAAUCACCUGAGAUUGAUAACAUUCAGUUUCCGCGCUCUUGGGAAAUGGCUUGGGAGGCAGCGGGCCAGACCAACUUUGAGCGCGCGCAAGCUUUUCUGUUCUUCUACCGUGGAGAUGACGCCUCCACCAACAGCGAGCUCCGAUCCAUCGCAGCAAAUCCCAAGCAUCGAGAUGUCGCCUCUCUUGCGGUUUCAGUCCAAAUAAAUGUCUUUGGCAAUCGUCAUUCGACUUUCAACACUACCUCGCUUUUGCAGUGGAUGCGCUUCGUGCUCAUCAAGAGCCAAGCUCUUACUUCCUCCAAAACGAAUGCUGUUCGUGAUUUCUUUUUUGAUCCGUCGGUCGCCCGUAAUUUACCUCAACUCCCACAAGACCCAAUUGUCUAUCAAUACCCAGCAGCCCCUCUCAAAAUCAUGAUCAUUGGCGGAGGCCCCACAGGCCUGGCUUCCGCAAUUGCCCUCGCCGAGAAGGCCGGACCCAGGGUUGAGGUCCAUCUCUACGAAGGCAGAUGGAUUCAGCAGCGGGGUAGCUCCUUCGUCAGCUACCCACCGAAGGCCCGUCGUCGCGACCAGGUAGUCACGCUUCAAGACACCGUGACAGACUUGAUGAGCGAUAGAACGAGACAAGCUGUCUUUGGUGGGAAUUCCGAGCGUGUUUGGCCCGGGUCCAGCAACCUGCAGAUACGCAAGCUCGAAGACGGUCUCUUGCGACGAGCACAAGAUAGCCAAUUUCGUGGCCUCAUCUUCCUACAUGCCUCGCAGGUCAGACAGGACAAUCUCUCGGAGUACGGCGACUUUCACCUAAUGCUUGGUGCCGACGGAGCUGGUUCAUGGCUCCGCAGUGCUUACUUCCCGGGACAAGAAGAAGAGGUUGGAAAGAGCUAUGCCUUAGGAGUCGCUUUUGAUCGACCUCGUGGCCUCCCUUUCUCACAGCCCAUCAACAUCUUCCUCACCAUGGGUCAAACUCGCUAUCUCCUCAAUGCCAGCGACUUUGAUGGCACUGGAUACCUCAACAUGCAGUUGACCGAGGCUGAGUGGCACCAGAUGGUCUCGGUCGAUGGCCAUCCUUGCACAUUCGGUCGACCAAGUUGCCUGAAGGUCGAUGACUGUCUGCCUCAUGGCUUCGAGGAGAACCAGGUCUUUGCACCAUCUCAGCAACCUGACAGCCCGCUGUGGAAGGCGAUACUCGAUGGUCUGGAGCUUUACGGAUUCAAGCAGUGCGAGGUAAAAAAUAUUGUUCGCAUCCCCAUUGUUGUACGCAGGAUCAACAAAGCCGUCGAGCAGGUUCCGCAGGGCGACUCUGCAGCCCUGCGCCGACCCCAUGGUCUGGUUGCCGUGGCUGGAGACGCGGCAAUGACGGUGCACUUUUGGCCUGGUAGAGGCGCGAACUCCGGCAUGAAGGCAGGCAUCGCUUGGGCCGAUGAAGUUGCUCGCGCUCUCUUCCACCGCCAGUUCGUUGGUCUUCAGACCUCUUCGCUGGGGAUGUACGACGACUUUCUGCAAAAGCUCCAAGAGCGGGAGCACGGCGGUCGCAGCUUGCCCAUCGUCAAGCAGACCGGCGAUCCUGACAUGAUGGCCUGGUUGAUGCGCAACGCUCGACUUAUCCCACAGCACGUGGCAAUGGAGUGGCUCGUCGGCCAGAUGCGUCGCGAUGGCGUCCGCAUUCAGAGGCGGGCCGACUGGGCUUUUGAGCAGAUCAACAACCUCGAACCGCAACUUCGGGAGAUCCUUGAGAAGAUGGAUGCCGUUACCAUCCAGGAGAUGGCCGCAACGUUCCCCUGGCCUACGCGGGAGAUGGCUGGGGCUGAAGUCCUCCCUGAGAGGUCUGUGGUUGACGCGUGCUUGAGUGGUCAGAGGCCGACGGAGAUUUCGAAGGUUGAAAAACAAACAAAACCGAAAAAGCAAGACAAGAAGAAGAAGAAGAAGAGUGCAGAAAUCUCCGUUUCCGCCUCUGAGAUUUCACCGGCAUUCCUGGCUAGCCUAGCGACUCAUAACAAGCCAGCUCAGCGGUCUUCUUGGCGUUCAUUCAGCUUCAGUAGAACGCCUCAAGCUGUUCAGUCGUAG
Colletotrichum acutatum is the source of this 2103-nucleotide messenger RNA. RefSeq lists its product as uncharacterized. The transcript has a single exon. The coding region runs from base 1 to 2103 and encodes 700 amino acids. NCBI's taxonomy places the organism in Eukaryota, Fungi, Ascomycota, Sordariomycetes, Glomerellales, Glomerellaceae. The record is from RefSeq and is a predicted model, not a curated record.